This is a messenger RNA of Bacillus rossius redtenbacheri, 7478 nucleotides long. RefSeq names its product sialin. The record is from RefSeq and is a predicted model, not a curated record. Gene Ontology annotation, cellular component: membrane. The transcript is spliced from 10 exons. Gene Ontology annotation, molecular function: transmembrane transporter activity. NCBI's taxonomy places the organism in Eukaryota, Metazoa, Arthropoda, Insecta, Phasmatodea, Bacillidae. Bases 91 to 1635 code for a protein of 514 amino acids. Gene Ontology annotation, biological process: transmembrane transport; monoatomic anion transport.
AUUAUUUUUCUUCAUGAAAGGUGUAAUAUUGUGUGUUCCGUAUUAGAAUUUAUUUCUAUUACUUUAUUUCAGGUUAACGGAGAUACCAAGAUGCCGUCUACAUCCAACAAAUCGUUCGUGAGGAAAGUCAGCGGGAUGCUGACGUGCAAGCAGGUGCUCAACAUCAUGGUCAUCCUGGGCUUCAUGUUCAACUACAUGCUGCGCGUGAACCUGACCAUCGCCAUCGUCGCCAUGGUGACGCCCAGCAACAACACGGACGGCGCGGGCCACGCGGCGCCCGCGGAGUCGCAGUGCUCGGGGCUACAGCCGGUGGAGGCGAGCGGGCCCGAGCUCGGCCGGAACCUCACGAGGUCUACCUAUCAGCCGGCCCCCGCGGAAGAGCUGCAGCAGACGCGCUAUGACUGGGACGAGUUCCAGCAGAACCUGAUCCUGGGCUCCUUCUUCUGGGGCUACCUGGCGACCGAGGUGCCCGGGGGCCGGCUGGCCGAGGUGUUCGGCGCGCGCCGCGUGUUCGGCUGCUCCAUGCUGGCCGCGUCGCUGCUCACCGUGCUGGUGCCCGCGGCCGCCAGCGCCAGCUACGUGGCGGUGGUCGUCCUGCGAGUCCUCCUGGGGCUCAUGCUGGGGGCUACUUGGCCAGCUAUCCACCCCAUGACCGCCCUCUGGAUUCCACCAAUGGAGAGAAGUCAGUUCAUGUCCAACAUGAUGGCGUCGUCCCUGGGCGCGGCCAUCACGAUGCCCGUGUGCGGCUACCUCAUCGCGGCGGUGGGCUGGCAGUCCGUGUUCUACGUGACGGGGCUGGUGGGCGUGGCCUGGAGCGUCGUGUGGUUCCUGGUGGUGUUCGACUCGCCCGCCCAGCACCCGCGCAUCUCGCGCGAGGAGCGCGAGACCAUCGAGAAGGCCAUCGGCGGCUCCGCCAGCCACAGCAGGCCCAAGAGUGUGCCGUGGCGACAGAUCUUCACAUCGAUGCCUGUGUGGGCGAUUGUGAUCACGCACACUGCCAGCAUCUUCGGCUACUUCACCAUCGUCAACCAGCUGCCCACCUACAUGAAGUACAUCCUCAACUUCAACAUCAAGUCGAACGGCUGGUUCUCGAGCCUGCCGUACCUCGGCAAGUACGUGUUCGCGGUGGCGACCAGCAUGCUGUGCGACUACCUGCGGCGCACCGGCCGGCUGACCACCACCCAGGCCCGCAAGAUCUUCACGACCGUCGCGCUGAGCCUGCCGGCGUGCCUGAUGGUGGCGCAGAUGUUCCUGGGCUGCGACCGGGUGGCCUCCGUCACCUUCUUCACCAUGGCGCUCACCUGGAACGGCGCGGUCACGGCCGGCUACCUCGGCAAUGGGCUGGACAUCGCCCCCAACUUCUCAGGUACAAUAUUUGGCAUGGCCAAUACAUUGUCAUCUAUCGGCGGCUUCUUGUCAUCAUUAAUGGUGGGGUCGCUCACACACAACAAUCAAACCUACGAGCAGUGGCGCGUGGUGUUCGGCGUGCUGGUGGGCACCUACUCGGCGGGCGCCGUCAUGUACCUGGUGUUCGGCACGGGCGAGCUGCAGUCGUGGAACAGCGCCAAGCAGUCCGAGGACGAGGAGUCGACGGCCAAGGAGGCCGUGCCGCUCAAGAACGGCGUCAGCACGUAGAGUAACUACCCUCCGUCCACCAGCCCUCCGCCGCACCUCCCCCGUCGCUGCGACCCGUCUGACGGGCGACUCCAGAGACUGUCCAGGGGCCUCACGAGGGAGCGGUUCAGUCACGACUUGGCUAGCCGCGCGGUGAUCAGUUUCCUGGCUUCGGUUCAUCAGUUGCCGCAAGAUGCAGUCGAUCGAUUUGGCGAGAAAUUACGUAAGUGCACCAUCGCUGAUAAUCCACCUGUCGCAGAGGACAACACAACCGACUGGUGAAAACCACCACUAAAAUAAUUUGAUUAGCUGAACCGUCAGAAAAAUUCUUGUUUUAUCUGUGUUAAGACCAAUCAUCAUCUGUAAUGGUGCAUGUCCGUAAUUUCUUGCCAAAACUACGCACCCAUAUUGCAACAAACAAGCGAUGUAUUGCACUGGGUGCAACUGUUAGUACAAAAUACGAACCAAUAGUCAAUUUUGUGGUAUAUGUUACAUUAAAUUUUUUUUUUUUUAGUAAUUUUGAUGUUUAGAAAUGAACAGACGGUCGUGUAAACUAAAAAAAAAAAAAAAAAAACGAAGUUGUAGAUAUCCAAGAAUUUCUUGAUUAUUUUACUAUGACUUCUUAAAUUAAAUACCAAUGAAUUGUGGUUCCACGCUUAAGAACAACGAAACUAAGCAGUUUCCAUGUUUGUUACCAUGCCUUGAUGAUUUCAUCGGAAUACAUUUGUCAAUUCUGAGUAAGUCACACUCUAUCUUCAUUUCAGUUUUAUUAACUGUGAAAUGCUGAUGAUUAAACUGAAUUUUUAUUGGUAAUUAAAAAAUCUGUUGAAAAAAAAUUAUUUUUAUUUAUUUGUUGGCGUUAAUGUCUAGUAAAACAAAGUUUUAAGGUAAAGUUAUUUAAACACUCAUUUAAAUGAAACUUAUUUGCAACGGAACUUAGGCAUAUCAUUUCUCACUUCAAUGUAUGUAUUUUCAAUUCCUAACAAAUUUUUUUACAUUCAAUAACUGUUCGGAAAAAUUGCUUUAAUAAAUAAGAACUAAAAUGUGGGCAUUUAUUAGGUAGGUUUUAAUUCACUCUAAAUUUUACUCACCUUGGUGAUAACUAUGAUGCUCGAGAUUUGCUUUAAAAUGCCAGGAAGAUAUAGUUUAUUUGUAUUUGUAAUAGUAAAAUUUAUUCUUAUGUGCUACUGCAAAUUGUUUCUGAUUUUUAAUUUUUAUAAUUAAAUGUUUUUUUGUGUAUUUCAAUUUUUAUGGUCUUAAAUGUUAUUGAGAUUCUUGAUUCUAGUUCCAAUAAAACAACUUUCAGUUUUCUGUUAGGCCUCAUCACUAAAAAAAUAAAACAAAUAACUAUGUUAAAAGGUUUGGCUUGUUACAAAAGUUUUUUAUGUCAUCAUGUUACCAUUUGAUUUUACUGAUCAGAUAAAGUCAUUAAAAAAUAUUAUGGGCCUUAUGUACAGUGUAUCUCCAUUCAACAGUACUAUAUUAACUAUAGAAUAGGCUGCUUUAUAACUGUGCCUUGCUUCAUUAAUGUUUACAAUAUUCAGAAUCUUUGUACACACCAUUAAGAAGUGUACUAUCACAAGCUGUACUCAUGCUUUUACAUUUCUAGGUAGUGGUUUCUGAAGCCUUUGCAUGGACUUGUAAUUAAUAAGCGUCUGAAUUUUUUGCCUUAAAAUUACUCAUACAUAUAUAAUGUGUUUCUUCAAGUACUUCUAGUUAGUUAGUUUCAAUUUUUAAAUUUAAUUAGAGUUUCUUCAGAUAAUUCAUAUUUGUUCUCAGGUAAUAUUAAAUUAGCAGCCAGUGUUUUGAAUCGUGCUGAAACCAUAAAUGGAAAGAGUGGAAAAGAUGAUAUAUUUUUGAUAGUACAUUCUAUAAUCAAUCCUUAAAUGAAAUAUUACAUUCGCAGAAAUGUAUACAAAUUUCAGUGACAAUGUAGUAAGUAUAGUUAAAUAUUUCACUAUAAUUAAAGAAUUUUUCAUAUUAACAUAGUUCAACUCUUAGAAGAUUGGAUUUAAUCAUUUGAUUAAAAUAUUUUUGAGAGGUGUCUGCAGUUCGUUUGUCAAUUCUGUGAAUCGUGAAGAUAAUGUGUAAAACUUUCCCUCCCCCCCUUUUUUUCUCUCAAAGUUUUCAUAUUACAUUUUAUAUGGCAUCCACAAAAAAAUUUUUUUGACACUAUAAAACAUUUGCAAAAAAACACAUUGGUGGGAAAUUCUUGUGUUGAAGCAUACUGCAUCACUAAGCAUGGAUGAGAAAAGCGAGGGGAAAGGAAAACAUCCUAUAUUGUUUAAAUUGUGGGAUUAAAUAUUCAACACUAACCUUACCGAUGAAUUAUAUAAAUCAAGCUUAGAUAUUUAGCUUGCAGCAGUAACAUUGCAAGUAAAUAACUAUGCAAUGUUUUAAAUUUAUUUCUUAAAUUCAACAAAAUAAAAAUAGUAAUGCAAAUUAUAGCAGAUUCUAUAUCUUCUCUUUCUUCUUUUUUAUCUUUUCUAAAUGCUGUAAAUGGCCUGCAAGCAGUUAUUUAUACCACAACCACUAGGUACAUUUAAGGACAGGUUGGUGUAGGUUACAGUUAUUGCCACAUGUUUAGUAAAGUUAUGUAGCUAUGAAUUAAAUUGUAAAAAGCCCGAUGAAAUGUCCAUCCUAUAAGAUCCAAAGUUAAUUCUCAACUGUGAACAGUGGUGGGUUAAGAAUAUCUUGAAAAGGCAGGAUAGGAACUCUUGUGUUCAUAAACAUAGGUUUUUGCCAGUUUUGCCAAUAAAAUGUAAUUUUAUCCACUGUUAGUUGUGAUUUAGAAUAAUUUUUUGGACAUACACCAUUGAUAUUGCUAGUUACUCUGUAUUCCAUAAUAAACCGCAGUAACAAACAAAAUAUUUGCAUAUAGGUAAAGGUGUCUUAUGGCACAUAGUGUAAUUAGUAAUGGCACAUGUAAAAUAAAAUUUUUAAAAAAUCUUCCCCAUUACAAGACCCACUCAAAGAACUUUUAGUUUUGAUCAUAAUAUGUUUUUGUGUGUAGGAAGAAGUCAUGCCAUCCAAUCCCCCAUGGAUCCUAUGCCUUUAUUGUUUAGUUUCUGAUACUCUUGUGACUGACUACGUACUGUGAGCUCAGUGUGUAUGUAGAUGUAGCAAUACAUGCGGACUGAAACAUUUCAGUUGGUCCCUUAAGGUUUGUUUGGUCAGUGUUAUGAUUCCUUAAAAGAACAGGCACACAUGUGUAUUACAUACAUUUAGGCUAUUUCUAUUUUAUGAAACAUGCUAAACGUGAUGAUUCAUUUGGCAACCAAACAAAUGUUCAAUUUCGGCCAUGAUUUUUUUUCUGUUUACCUAUGUACUAAAGUAGAACAAAUAGAAGAAAUUAUAAUUGCAGGAUUUUUCAAAUAUGUUGGCGAUACAAAACACAUUGUGUGAUUAAAAACCAUUUGCAUAAUAAAGGCAAAUAUAUGACAAAUAUUGGUAGCAUCCAUUAUAAAAUAAAGUUUUGCCCUGGCAAAGUUUUAUUGAAAAUGAAAGCAAACAAAAAUUUUUAAAGUUUGCCUUGAUAAAAACUUUUUCAUACUAUUAAAUAUAGUAACAGAAACAUUUUAUGUAUUCAGUUAUCUUACAACAGCAUUCCUGAUGAGUUUUUUAAUGUGAGAUUUAAAAUGACAAACCAUUGAUAACAUGUGAUGAAAGAGGAAUAAGUCAAUCAGUUCUGGUGUUAAUAUUUUGUAUAUGUUUUUUGUGUUACAACUGAUGGGUAUCAAUGUACUAUACAUGGAUGAAAAGUUAUUUUUGUUUUUAAGUUUUAUAUAAAAAAACGUUGUGUAUAUUUGUAUAUUGUCUUUUAGUAAAACAUGUCUGAAAAUAGUUUCCUGCGGUUAUUAUUGUUAACAUUUUUGUGGACAAAAAAGUAACUUUAUUUAAAUUCUCAGUUAUAGUGUGUUCAUGAAAGAACACAGUCCCGUGAUUGGCUCUAGGGAUAGGACUGGGGCACCCCGAUGGUGCAGGGUAAGUCAGCGCUGUAGCAAAACAUUGGACUCACAUCAGAAGGAACCCGUGUUGGCAUUCUGAUUCAGUUCUCCUGAUUUCAGUCCAAUUGGCUCACUGGAAUCACUUCAGGCAAAUGCUGGACCACUACCAGUUCAUUCCCAAUGUCUCUGCAUUGCACUCGAGCAGGCAUUGUGCGUGUUUGAUGAUCUCCUUGUCGCUGACUUGAAGCGGUUACUAAAAAAAUAACAAUUGUUAAAAGUGUUGUGAGCUCAACUAACACGUUAAGUGUAAUAAUACACAAGGAAAGGAAAAAAAAACAGUGUAUUGGAAGAGGAAACACUUACCUACCUGUUAAACUGCACAUUAGUGAUGGCUCAAAUAAUUUUAUAUUUUUAAAUAUCCGAAUUCCAAAUUCGGUUUCACAAAAUUUAUCGGCGAGAUUUUGACAAAAAAUACUAAAAUAUAUAAAUUUUUAACACGUGUAUACAAAAAAAAAUUAAAUAACUAUUGACACUGAUGCACUGACAUGUGCCUACAGUAUAGUAACAUACUGUCCUCAGUUAUAUUUUGCAAAUUUUUUCACAUAUAGAGGGUUACAACCCUCCUAUUUACUUCCCUUUCCCCCGCCAACUGUUACUGCCAUUGGCGAAAAUCAAUAUGUUAAAUUAUUACAUAAUUUUAAACAAUUAUAAAAACAUAGAAUUAAUACAUAUAUAAUUUAAACAAUUUCUGUAUGUCAAAAAUGUGCCUUACAGUGCUAAACAAACAUUAUCAAAGCAUUUUUGCUGGUGGCAAAUACAUUUUAUUUGAUACCUUCUAGUGAUAAAUAAAUAUCCUAUUUAACUACACAGGCGCUAGUGUUUGAAUUUUAUAAAUUUAUUUCCUUUAAUAUUUUUCUUAGAAUUUAGUUUUUAUUUUGUAUAAAAUCAAUCUAACAAUAAAUAUUUUAUGAGAUUGGAGGAUUUGAUUGACUCAUUCCUAAUGCACUACCUUUAGUUGUUUGCAUCAAAAUAAUUACAUUAGGUUGCCAUAAGGCUCGCUAAACGUUCCAUAUUGCAAAUAUAACCCAUAAUUAAUUAAAUCAGUGAAUUUUUUUGGAGUUAUCUCAUUACACCCACAACUUCAUACCACAUACACAUAUAAUUAAUGUUUUUACCAUAUUCAUUUGUGCUGAAAAUAUUAGUCUAAAAAACAUUGAAAUAUCAGAAAAAUAUCUUCAGAAGUAGAUUAAGUAAAAAAUGACCUCAUUUAAUUUUUAUGCCAUAACAUGUUAGUUUACAGUGUAUUUGUGUGUUAGACUAAAAAAAAAAUAUUAUAGAGCAAUGAACUAAAUUAUCUUAUGGUAUCACUGGUGUUUACUUAUGCACUUCCUACUUUAAUUAAGCUUGAUAUUUUCAUGCUGGCUGUAAAAAUCACAGGUUAACUUGUUUGAAACUAUAUAUUUUAUAAUAAUAUAAGUAGAUGAGAUUUUUCUCUUUAUCUGUCCUUUCCUGAAAUUUGUAAGUCAUUGCUGGGUUUACCUAGCUGUUAUUGGUAUAUUUUUAAUGAUUAAUUACUGCAACUAUCUUACAAAAAAAGAGUUUUAUUAUGUUCACGUGAUAAUAACUUUACUCUCAGCCAACUCUUUGGAAAACCAUACAAACUUGGUGGUCGAACCUACACUUCAUUAUAAUUGUACUAAUACAUAAUUUCAUUUUCUAAAAUAUUAUUCUUGUAUUUAAAGUAAAGAGAUCAAUGCAUGCAAACAAUAAGUAAAUUGCAUACACUAGAUUCUCUGCUCAAAUUUGAAAUUGUUUGUGUACACUUAAACUGGUUAAUUUAUAAGAUUAAUAAAUAACCACAAUUGUGGUUGUGAACUUUAAAAUGUGUUUGUUUUCAGUUCAAUACAGAACAUCAAA